AUGGACAUGGCGGCCCAAGAGGGAAAUGUUCGACCCGCGACGACCCAUGAGAAGAAGGACGAGCUCUAUGGGGUGGAUGACGUGGACGCUGUCGCCCAGCGAUGUCGGAUGCUCGAGGCCGAGGCGAUGCACCGGGUCUUGAAGCAGCAAGAGGUCCGAGCUCGGAUCCGCUCCUUUCGACUUGCUAUCGCUCGGGCCGAGGUCGAGCACGACAAAACAAGCGAAGACGUAAAGGCCUUGAAGGGGCGGUACUACGACGCAAGACGGUCUUUUGUGGGCUUGGUGCCAGCCUACUCCCUCGAGGCGGAGACAAUGAUCGAGGACAUUCUCGACUUGGCCGACAAGCCCAAGACUUUGCAAGCGGAGCUCGACGCCGUGCGCACCAAGAAACUCGAGCUACAGCAGCAACUUCUCCUGCAAGAGAAGAAUUGGACAGCGCUUACGAAACUCAGUUCGGGUCAGGCUCAUCGCGUCGUGUCGCUCGAGAAGGAGAUCCAUGACCUUGAAGCGGAGAUGACGCACAUGGACGAGCAGUGCCACAUGUCCCGCAUGAGCCACCAAGACUGGAUGAACAAGAUCCAAGCGAUUCGUGAUCAGGAAGCGCGAGUGAAGAAGCAGGCGUCGCGGCUCCAAGUCGACACGCAACGUGACAUCGCCGUACACCAAGUCGCCACUCCGACGUCGCGGCUCCCGUGCAGUUGA
This is a messenger RNA of Saprolegnia diclina VS20, 702 nucleotides long. RefSeq lists its product as hypothetical. The transcript has 10 exons. Lineage: Eukaryota; Oomycota; Saprolegniomycetes; Saprolegniales; Saprolegniaceae. The record is from RefSeq and is a predicted model, not a curated record. The coding region runs from base 1 to 702 and encodes 233 amino acids.